Didymodactylos carnosus is the source of this 1401-nucleotide messenger RNA. NCBI's taxonomy places the organism in Eukaryota, Metazoa, Rotifera, Eurotatoria, Philodinida, Philodinidae. The record is from the annotation of a GenBank genome assembly.
AUGAUGCAUUUCGUGAAUGCAAUAACUGGUUCAGCUUCAGUCAGUAGAAACAUGUGUACGACUGGUUCAACUUCAGUCAGUAGAAGCGUGGGUACAACUGGUUCAACUUCAUUCGGUAGAAGCGUGGGUACAACUGGUUCAACUUCAGUUGGUGCAGGUGCGCCUGUGGUACUGGUGCUUCCAGUAGCAGCUGGUACUAUAGCUGGAGGCGCAGCUGGUGCUGUAGUUGGUGCUGCAGGUGGUACGGCUAUAGGCGUGGUUACGGCAACUGUUAUUCCGGGCGAAGAAGGCAGAGAGAUCGCAAGAGAGGCUGGCAUAACAGCUGGGGCUGUAGUGGGAGGUAUUACUGGGGGAAUUGUUGGUAACGCAAUAUGUCCAGGAGCUGGUAUGGUCGGUGGGGCUGUGGGAGGCGGUUUUGCCGGAUAUCACACUGGCGGUUAUUGCGCUGCUGUCGGGCAUUAUUUAACUAGUGAAACUAUUGAAAUGUUGGAAAAAGUAAAGACUCGCAAAACUUCUCCGACACGUGAGCGCGAGUCCUCGGAAGAGUCUGUUCCAAGCAGAACUAUUGAAUCAAGCAAAGCAGAAAAUGUUCAUCGGCGCUCGUCAUCGGAACCGUGCAUUUGCGACGAUGCAACAAUCUCUGUUUUGUAUGUCAACAUUAGAAGCAUGAAUCCAAACAAUGAUAAGAUGAGACAAAAAAUUGAUCAAUUAAGUAGCCUGAUAUUCUACAAUCAACCUGAUGUUAUUGCAAUUGUGGAGAGCUGGCUGAACGAAAAGCACAGCGACAAGGACAUCAGAGACUCACUUCAACUACAGGGUUAUAAAAUAGUUCGUCGGGAUCGAUGCAGCGGCCAAGAUCCUGAAAACUCAUAUCGUGAUGAGACAAAUGCACAAUACGCAAAACGUCGUGGCGGUGGCAUCCUUGUAGCUUGGAAAGAGUUAAACGGUUUGCGUGCUGAUAGGAUACAGUUUAAAGAAAAUCCUGCAGAGAGCACAGCAGAAUUUGAAAGGAUCAAUAAGGAAAUUGAGGACAGAUUGGUUCAUUUACCUGCCUGGUAUACUGACAAAAAUGCAGAUGCAUCAUAUUCUGGAUGGUGUAUGGUUGGUGAUUUCAACUGGGGACAGAAUAAUCGAACGGACAGAGAACGUCUUGAAGAAAUCUUGAUGCUUGCCCGGGGUAGCGCCGAUUGGGUGCCCAUGUCUUCUGAUCGUACUCAUAUUGGAGGGUUAACACUCGAUCGAGUUAUAGCAAGUCACGGCUUUGUGGCAUCUGGCUAUGACAAGUCAUCUUCCUUGAUUGAUGUCACCGAACCUAUUAGUGAUCACGCAGCCCUGAUAUUUCGAUUAAAUUGUGGAAAAGAUUCGCGAAUUGGUGCCGAAUGCAAAGCUCGUCAAUGCUGA